This is a messenger RNA of Polyodon spathula (Mississippi paddlefish), 1165 nucleotides long. Its product is annotated as retinol dehydrogenase 8-like. Gene Ontology annotation, molecular function: estradiol 17-beta-dehydrogenase [NAD(P)+] activity. The transcript is spliced from 6 exons. The coding region runs from base 23 to 973 and encodes 316 amino acids. Gene Ontology annotation, biological process: estrogen biosynthetic process. NCBI's taxonomy places the organism in Eukaryota, Metazoa, Chordata, Actinopteri, Acipenseriformes, Polyodontidae. The record is from RefSeq and is a predicted model, not a curated record. Gene Ontology annotation, cellular component: cytoplasm.
GAGCUGCUUCCACUCAGGAACCAUGGACCAGAAAACAGUGCUCAUCACAGGCUGCUCCUCAGGGAUAGGCUUGGCGCUGGCAGUCAGGAUCGCCAAGGAUGAGAAAAAGAGGUUUAAAGUUUACGCCACCAUGAGAAACCCAAGUAAAAGUGAAAAGCUAGUAGAAGCAGCCGGAAGAACCCUGGGCAGAACGCUAGAGAUCAAGCAGCUGGAUGUGUGUGAUGAGAAAUCCAUCAAGGCGUGCGUGGACAGCAUUCCUAACCGCGGGGUUGACAUUCUGAUCAGCAAUGCAGGAAUGGGGCUCAUUGGACCGAUUGAGUGUCAGUCCCUGGAGGAGAUGAAGGCAGUGAUGGACACAAACUUCUUCGGACUGGUCAGGCUCCUCAAAGAGAUCCUGCCUGACAUGAAGAGGAGAAAGAGGGGCCACAUUGUUGUGAUCAGCAGUGUAAUGGGUAUUCAAGGGAUCUUGUUCAAUGAUAUCUACGCUGCAUCUAAAUUUGCCGUGGAGGGUUUCUGUGAGAGUCUGGCUAUUCAGGCACUAAGGUUUAAUCUCAACCUUACCCUGAUCGAGCCUGGCCCUGUGAUCACUGAAUUCGAACGGAAGGUUUAUGAAGAAGGCCUCAAGACGGACCUUUCUGCAGCAGAUAAAGAGACUGCCAACAUGUUCACCAACAUUUACCUUAAAAAUUACAACCAGAUCUUCCAGAGCCUUGGUCAAACCCCAGAGGAAAUAGCAGAGCACACGCACAAGAUAAUCACCACAGACAACCCGCCAUUCCGUCACCAGACCAACAAGCUGUACACCCCCAUGACCACCCUCAAGUACGCAGAUCCCCACGGAGACCUGCCCAUUGACACCUUCUACAAAAUGGUGUUCGAACACGACAAAAUCUUCAACGCCAGCCUCAACUUCAUCAAAAUGCUGCGCUGGGGGAGUCGCAAGAGCUUCAGCCUGGGGAAGCCUCAGCCGUGAAAACACGCAAACUGCACCAAAGAACACCAGGCCCCCCCCCCCCCCAACGGCUCUUGACAUUUCUGUUGUUGCCUUGUGGCCAUUCUGUGCACCCGUCUUCUCUGUAUUAACACUGCUCAAAAGAAAACUUCCUGUAAAAACAAUAUAGAUCAUUGGUGACAAGGCUAAAGAUAUGUUUUAAAAUAAUUUAGA